GGUCGCCCGGAGCCCGGAGCCCGGAGAGCAGCUGCCCACCAGCGCGGCCCGGUGUCGCCGCUGUCGUCCCGGCCGCCGUCGCCAGCUCCCCGCCCGAGGCAAUGUCCGUCGCCGCGGUUGCUGUCUGUGAGGUUGUCGGCCAUGCGGGCGCCCGGCCAAUAGAAGCACGACUGUGAGCUCGGCCACACCCACCCACCCGGACACCAUGCCUGGCUUCGGCGGCUUCGACUCGCUGCGGGCGAGAGUGUCCGGCGUCUUCUCGGGAAACAUCCGCUAUGAAGAAUUCGAAAUGCCCUCAAAACUUGGGUACCAGAAGUCGGAGGACGAGAAGGGCUUCGUGGACGCGGAGGGCGAGCUGGGCACCCCGGAGUCGCUGCCGGAGCCGGAGAGGCCUCCCUUGCGACACAUCGACAAGUACGUCCGCCCGGAGUGCCCGUGCCUGUCCAAGAGGUACACCGUCGCCCUGCUCACCUGCGUCGGUUUCAUAAUCUCAUUCGGAAUGCGCUGCAACAUGGGAAUGGCGAAGCUACAGUUCGAGCACGGGAAAGUAAGGUUCAACUGGACGGUGGCGACGGAGAGCGCCGUGGACUCGUCCUUCUUCUGGGGCUACCUGGUGACGCAGGUGCCCGGCGGCUUCCUCGCCUCCAUGUACCCCGCCAACCGGAUCUUCGGCACGGCGAUAGCGAUAUCCUCCUUCCUGAACCUCCUGGUGCCGGGCGCCAUAAUGCUGGACCCCAAGAUGGUGAUCGUCGUGAGGAUCUGCCAGGGGCUGGUCGAGGGCGUGACGUACCCGGCGUGCCACGGCAUCUGGAGGUUCUGGGCGCCGCCGCUUGAGCGCUCUAGGCUCGCGACCCUGGCGUUCUGCGGCUCGUACGCCGGCGUGGUGCUGGGCAUGCCGCUGUCCGGCGUGCUGACGGGCGGCAUCAGCUGGCACGCGCCCUUCUACUUCUACGGUGUGGUGGGGCUGAUCUGGUACCUGUUCUGGCUGUGGCUGUCGUUCGAGAAGCCGUCGAAGCACCCCACCAUCUCGGCGCGGGAGCUCAUGUACAUCGAGCAGUCGCUGGGGCAGAGCACGCUGCAGGCCAUGCCGACGAUGGCGACCACGCCGUGGAGGGCCUUCUUCACCUCCAUGCCCGUGUACGCCAUCAUCGUGGCCAACUUCUGCCGCUCCUGGAACUUCUACCUGCUGGUGCUGUUCCAGGCCUCCUACCUGCAGAACACCUUCCACCUCAAGAUCGAGGAGACGGGGUUCGUCGGCGCACUCCCGCACCUGCUGAUGACGGUCAUCGUUCCCCUGGGCGGCAUGCUGGCCGACCACGUGCGCAAGCGAGGCCUGCUCACCACCACCAACGUGCGCAAGAUCUUCAACUGCGGCGGCUUCGGCAUGGAGGCGGUGUUCUUCCUGGUGGUCGCCUACGCCACGACGGCCGUCGCCGCGACCACGGCGCUCACGUUCGGCGUCGCCUUCAGCGGCUUCGCCAUCUCCGGCUUCAACGUGAACCACCUGGAUAUUGCACCGCGGUACGCCAGCAUCCUGAUGGGCAUGUCCAACGGCAUCGGCACCAUCGCGGGCCUCAUCUGCCCCAUCGCCAUCGACAACAUCACCAGGGACCACACGCAGCAGAGCUGGAGGACGGUGUUCAUCAUGGCCGCCACGGUGCACUUCAUCGGCGUCACCUUCUACGCGCUGUUCGCGUCGGGCGAGCUGCAGCCGUGGGCGGAGCCCGUCUCCCUGGACGAGAAGAAGAACUGGAACCCCCUGGAGGACGCCUUCCAGGGAGCCACUCAGGGCGUGGACUCCCAGCUGAGCGGACACGCCGUCAGCUACGGCGCCGUGGAGCAGACGGGCGAGGGCCCGCCCCUGCCGGCGACCAAUCACGUGGAGGCUGUCCAGCCCGAGUCCAAGGACGGCUACUACAAGUACGGCUCCGUGGACGACACGUACUAGCCGCCCGCAGCAGCCGCGGCCGAACAUAACCUCAACCCGGCCGGCCCAACGCGUGCGUCGCGAGGCUUGGGCAGUGACCGCCCGCCGUUGUGUUAUCCUCGCGGGCGAAGACAGGACUGCCACAGCCUUGCCACUCAUGCGCCGUUCAAAACUCCCCCUGUACAUAUGUGAGCUAGUGUCCUGGCCCUUAUGUUCCACGUCAUGCAUUACCACUGCAACACGCUUCGUCGAUUUCUCAUCGGCUGUUCGUCGGCUCUAAGGAGCCGUUUGCAAUUUCGACCCGUACUGAACUUUAAAUGUUUGCUUCUGGAUCAUGUUAUUUGAAAUCACUUUAAACGAGAGAUUUUUAAAAAUGCUCAGAAGCAGAAUAAUCGUUCAAAUGUUUGAAGUCAAUGCUGUGGUAAAAUAUAAACGUGUAAUGUUCGGGUCACUGAUGUACGAGUGAGUGAAACAACCCCAAAUACAUGUUGAUUUACUGUCAAUUAUUGUUUAGUACCACGCUGUACGCAUGCUGGAGAAAAAAAAAUUGUAACAGCAAUUAAUUAGUCAGUUUCCUAGUCUGUGUGUUGCUGCUACUGGUAAUUAGUCGUUGUUGCUGUAAAGCAGUGGCUUCCCUCUCCAGACAAGGUUUAAAGGAAUGAUGUCAGGGUACUUGUUUUCUUUGUAACUAUUCGCGCAAGAACUGAAUUACUAUACCGAAAAUAUUUUAUGUACUGCUACAGGUACAACUAAAAAAUGAAAUAUUUGCUUAUUAAUUUUUAUUCAAACAAAGUAGUCUGAGAACGUUCAAAAAUCAAUGGAGGUAUGUAAUAAGUUGUCAGCUAAAAUAUUCACAAUAUAAAUAAUAAUAUAAAGGCCUAAUUAUUUAUUGCAAUACUUUUAAAAAUAAAUAUGUAUAAACGUCUAGUCCCCCCACCUACUUUAAGUUACCGUACUCUAUUGAGGAGACGAAUCACUAAAAAAUAAACACAUUUAUAAUAAUUUGUGAAGUCUUAAGUUAUUCGUCACAACGCGUGUUGCUGUAUCUAGACGUAAGUACAUAAUUACUGACAAUAAGAUAAGUUAAUAGAUUAGUUCCUUAUUCGCUUACACGUGUUUCCGUUGUGUGUAUAAUGUUGUUGUGUGAUAAGAUCUGUUAGUUGUGUGUAAAACACUCUUUUCGUCAAAUAAAUAUAUAUCAAUGUUU
Messenger RNA from Bacillus rossius redtenbacheri, 3134 nucleotides. RefSeq names its product vesicular glutamate transporter 1 (gene VGlut). Gene Ontology annotation, biological process: neurotransmitter loading into synaptic vesicle; regulation of synapse structure or activity; synaptic transmission, glutamatergic. Gene Ontology annotation, molecular function: neurotransmitter transmembrane transporter activity; L-glutamate transmembrane transporter activity. The coding region runs from base 206 to 1948 and encodes 580 amino acids. The record is from RefSeq and is a predicted model, not a curated record. Gene Ontology annotation, cellular component: synaptic vesicle membrane; excitatory synapse. The transcript is spliced from 13 exons. Lineage: Eukaryota; Metazoa; Arthropoda; Insecta; Phasmatodea; Bacillidae.